GUAAUAUUAUAUUUAUAUUAUUAGUGUAAUUUUCGGAAAAGCAAUCGAAAUUUUCAGAAAUUAAAAUUGGACGGGAAAUCGGAACUUCAUAUAUUCUCCAAUUUCAAUUCGCAAAAAUGAAAUCGAAAACGAUCAAUUCCAAUUUCAUAUAUUUUUGAUCCGAAAAUAGAAAAUAUUGUUCCAUAAUGGGAAAAUUUUGAACCCCUAAUUUUACGGUACGGAAACCGUGGCCACGUCAUCUAUAUGAAAAAUAUCUAAUGCCCUUUCCACCUAAUAAAGAUAUUUUUGAAUUCACUUUUUCCAUUAAAGAAAAAAGGCCCUACCACAAAAGCACUAAAAUAUCUCUCUACUCACACACUCUUCGAAGCUUCUGCUCACAACCACCGUACCGCCGCCCAUGUCCACCACCUCCGACGCCACCCUCGAAACCCCAAUCCUCGAUUCCAAUCUUCCUUCUCUCUUGCAGCGAGUGACGGAAGAAGGCGGCUACGCAUUCGCCUCAAUAGCCACUCGUGCCGCCGCCGGCGAUGCUAGGGCGGCGGAGGCCGCCAAGGAUAUGGCCUGGGAGCAGCUCCACUCCGGCCCCUGGCACUCAGUCGGCCCCAUCUGGCGCGACGCCUACUCAAUGGCUAGCCUCCACGUGGCCAAACUCCAUUUCUCCUCCGGGGAGUUUGACCUAGCUCUAAGGGCGCUUGAUAUGGGCCUCAUAAUGGGCGGGUUGACCCUAAGAGACGACUUGAAUCUGUGCAUUCGGAAAGUCAGCGCCGCCGCGAGGGCGAAGGAGUCCGGCGAUAACUGCUGCCCGCAGGAAAAGAGUGAGUGGUAUAGAGAUUUCAACUUGGUGGAGGUAGUUAAGUUAUUACCUGUGAGGUCGCUUUCGUGUAAGACGGUAGCAAAAAAGUGCAGACUUUCGUUGGAAGGAUUCUUGCAAGAGCAUUUCAUCUCCGGUUCUCCAGUAAUCAUUAGCGAUUCUAUGAAUCAUUGGCCAGCCAUAGAUACAUGGAAUGACAUGAAUUACCUUAAACGGGUUGCAGGCUUCCGCACUGUUCCGGUUGAGGUCGGAAAAAACUACCUGUCACCAGAUUGGAAGCAAGAGUUGAUCACAUUUUCCGAGUUUCUGGGGAGGAUUCAAUCGAGUGACCGUUCUUCUGCAAACUUGACGUAUUUGGCUCAGCACCAAUUGUUUGAUCAGAUACAAGAACUAAAGCAGGAUAUUGUAAUACCGGACUACUGUUUUGCUGGUGGAGGCGAGAUCAGGUCCCUUAAUGCUUGGUUCGGUCCACCUGGCACAGUAACACCGUUGCAUCAUGAUCCACAUCAUAAUAUACUUGCUCAGGUUGUCGGUAAAAAGUAUAUUAGACUCUACCCUGCUUCUUUGUCGGAAGAGCUUUACCCUCACUCAGAGACCAUGCUUUGCAAUUCCAGCCAGGUUGAUCUGGACAAAAUAGACGAGAAAGAGUUUCCGGGAAUAUCGGAUUUGGAUUUUGUGGAUUGCGUACUAGAGGAAGGGGAGAUGCUGUACAUUCCUCCAAAGUGGUGGCACUAUGUGCGCUCUCUCACUGCUAGUUUUUCGGUUAGUUUUUGGUGGAGUGACGAACUAAACUCGCCCGACUCCUAAUUCCGUAGUUAAUUUUAGGCAUUCUCUUUCCUAUUAUUUUGUUAGAGAAACCGAGUUUGCGUUUUGCUAAACAUUUUAGCUCAACAUUUUUCGUAUGAAUCUGGUUUAGUGCAGUUACAUUUCAAGGCAGUACUUUAUGUUUUGCUUUUGGAUA
Erythranthe guttata (spotted monkey flower) is the source of this 1772-nucleotide messenger RNA. RefSeq names its product 2-oxoglutarate (2OG) and Fe(II)-dependent oxygenase superfamily protein (gene JMJD5). Lineage: Eukaryota; Viridiplantae; Streptophyta; Magnoliopsida; Lamiales; Phrymaceae. The record is from RefSeq and is a predicted model, not a curated record.